AUGGAAAUAUUACAGAACUUUUUGCUUUUCGUGUUAACACUUACUGCAAGUAUAUAUGUUUGUAAUAGUGCUAAAAUAAACACUCCAAGAGUGCUGUUACCAUGGUUUGAAAAUUUAUAUGUGAAUUUCACAUUUGAAAUUAUCGAAGGUGGCUGUUAUAAAUGGAGUUUGUCUCGCGAUGACAUCAUUGAUCUUGAAGCCCUUUACGAUGAUUCCUGGGGUCACUGUUCUCGCGCCGCUCGGGUUUCGGUUUCAAAAACGUGUUUACCACCUGGUUCAGUUAUUAUUCUAGCCGAAGAAGUGAACACCGGUGAGAUAUUGCGUGGUGAUGUUGAUGUUGACAUAAUUAGUUCAUUAAAAAUAACAAGUACAACUUGGAAGCUCUUUUUAGAAGAGGCACCAGAAGCUUUUGAAGUUGUUGCAUAUGAUGAUCAAGGUAACAAGUUUUCAACAUUGGAAGGGAUCAGCUUCAGUUGGACUGUGGAGAAUAUUGGUAAUAGUUAUGGCGAGGAUCCUUUAGUUGCUUUUGUACGCUGGCGUGACACAGACUACGAAGCUCCUCCCGGCAUUGCAGAACUGGAAGCCAAGGGUCUUAAGUCAUAUUCAUUACUUUUGUAUGGACAAGCAAUGGGAGAAUGUAAGGUUACAGUAUGUCUAGAAGACAUUUGCACAGAUUUCGACUUAAAAGUUGUAGCUAGUGUUGUGCUAAUGCCAGCUACAGCUGUUAUAGCACAUGGUGAUACAUUGAGAUACAAAGUUGUUAGAAUGCGCGCAGGCCGUCUCACUGUACAAAAUGUAGUAGACACAUUAUACAGUUUAAAAGUACCGGACAAUAACAUAGUCAAAUUAGAAGAUGCAAUUAGCUUAGUUCGAGGCACGGAAAUUGGUACAACCACUGUCUUUCUGAUGUCAGGACUGACUGAAGUAGCUACAGCUUUAUUAACAGUGUCUGAACCUGAUAGCAUUCGAGUUACUUUAAGACCAGGGAAUUUGGUAAUCUAUGGUGAAGAAUUUGUGAUACAUUGCGUAGUGUAUGAUGCUGAGGGACGUGCUUUAACUGCUGGUGAAGAAACGCUCAUUCGUUUGUCAGUUGAAGGAGAAGCUAAUAUUGAUUUAAUAAGGUCAACUGAAAACGGUACGAUAACUGAUGCAAUGGCGCAGAAUUCAGGAUCAUUUACAAUAACAGCAAGAUUGUAUUCAAUUGCCGGCAAGACUUUAAUGACCAAGAUUGAAGGACAAGCUUCAGCAGUAGCAGUAGAACCACUGGAAGUUGUGCCACCUGAACUCUUUGUUGCAUGGACUGACAGCAUUCAAGAAGUACCGUUGAAACAUAGCGGCGGAGGCGAUGAACCAGUAGUGUGGUCUGAGAGUGAGACGGAGCUGCAGCCGCAGAGCUCCUUCUCGCUUGCACCCACGGGUGUCGUUACUGUACGCGGCGUGGGACAAUUGGACGUCAAAGUUCAGCUGAAGAAGUAUUCGCAUGUACGAGCACAUGGAAGAAUAUUUUCAGCUCCACCAGAACUAGUACAGGUGUCGAGUUCUGGUCACGCGCGUAUCGGCCGACCUCAUCAUUUGCACAUUGCGCUCACGGCUACUCAUCCUGUCACUGGAGAACUCUAUAAUUUCGACUUGUGUAAUUGCGCAUCAUUUUCCGUAUCGCUGCUUGAAGGUCCUGAACCACUAAAUGUGACGGCUGCUACUUGGGUCCAGCCUGUAGAGGGCGCGUGCUGCGUGGUGCAGUGCGUGUGGGCGGCGCGCGGCGUGGCGCUGGUGCGCGCGGGGCGCGGCCGCGCGACCGCGACGGCGCGCGUGCUCGUGCGCGCUGCGCCGCGCUUGCGCUGGCCGCCGCACGCCGCCGCGCUGCUCUCCUCACAAGCGCCGGUGUUAGCUGAAGGAGAGGCCUUGGUUCCAUCGUCAAGUGAUCCCCGUGUUGCCGAGCUAAGCUAUAGAGACGGACCGCCGCCACACAAAUAUCCAGAACUCCAACUCUUUACAUUCAAGUGCCGCAGGAAAGGCGACGCACGUCUUGAAAUAGCCUCGUCGUCUACCGAAGAGCGUGAAACCGUGGACUUUGAAGUGGCUUGCGCUCCACAUGUUUCUAGGAUACGGUUAGAGGCACCUCCUAGUCCCGGCAACUGUUCGGGUGGACCUAAAUUGUGGCUGCGCCCUGGCCAAGAAGUAUCUUUAAAAGUGACUUUAAUGGAUGCUAUUGGAAGAGAACUUUUAGACGAACACGGUCCGCGAGUAUCAUGGGAAUCCCAACCUAAUCACGCUGGAAUAGAAUUCAAAGCCACAGAUCGUCUAUUUGUUGAAACUGAUCCAGAAUAUGCACCAGUUCCAGUGCCGCUUAAAUAUUAUCAGUUAUUGGUAGCAGACAAACAAGCUGUUGGAUGGACAGGUUCAAUCAAAGCCAGCAUACCUGAGGCGACUGCUAACAUACAAGCAAGAGUCGUAGCGCCUUUACAAUGUGAUCCAUUAAAGGUGAACAUUGCAUGGGAAGGUGAGUCAGUAUCAAACAUUGCAACAGUAACGGGAGGAAGUGGAAAGUACGGUGUGGAGGCCGCAAAGGGUGUAACAGCAAGCAUAGAGAAUGGAGUCCUGACUGCUGCUGUACCAGCACCGGGAAUUUACGAUCUUGUUGUCACUGACCUGUGUGUGCAGGGAGAGAGACAAGUGGUUGAGGUUAAUAUAGAAGAAGUUUUAAACGUGGAAGUGGAGACGACGCGUGCCGUUUGUGUUGGAGGCUGUGUGCCAAUAACUGCCCUUGUUAAAGGAACAUCCCAGCGAUAUUUAAGCAGUAGCGGCCCUCCGGAAUGGCGAACCGUUGGCAACAUUAAAGUCAAGGAUGGCAAAUUGUGCGGACUUCAAGAAGGAUCGGGAAGGGUGCGAGCGUCACUUGCUGGUGUUUGGAGUCCCGAGUUAGAGGUGGUGGUGUUCCCGGCACUGGCGGUUGUGCCAUCGCGCGCGCGCGUUCCGCCGGGCGCGCGGCUGCAGCUGCGGCACGCCGGCGGCCCGCCCGCGCACCUCGCGCGCCUGCACUACCGCGCCGCACACCACACCGACCGCAUACACAUAUCUCCAACUGGCUUAGUCCAUGGGUUGGCGAUGGGAACUGCUCAUGUCAAACUCGUGGCGACCGACAUAGCUAACGUGGAAAUGGCAAGCGCUGAAGCGGAAAUUGAGGUGGUUCCAAUCUCAGGCCUACGAGUACAUGCGUCAACGCAAAAUCUGUUAGUCGGUUCUCCUACUCCGGUGUGGGUGGAAGCAGCUGGUCUGACUGCGGCUGCGUUGUCCGCCGUACAGCCACCUCCGCGCGUGACAUGGACGCUCAGAGACUCUACUACUGCACGACUUUAUACUGGACAUGUUGAUGAUCAGCUGGAGAGAUCGGUAGCAGAAGGUCUGUCUGUGAGGGUUGUGCCAUUGAAACCUGGUGUAAUAACCAUUGAUGUCAGAGUUCGCAAUAUGGGCCAGGUGGCUGAAACUCGAUCAUGGGACAGCGCAAUCGAGAUCCUAGGUAUUUCAGAAAUUCGUACAUCCGUUGAAGGGCUUCCAACUGAAUUGGCAUCUGGUGAUAGACUUGCAAUCGCUGUCGGGUCAACUAUUCGUCUUAAGUCUGUACCGAGAAGUGUUUGGACGGCGUAUGGCGAUGGAGUGUUUGAUUUAAGCCCAAAUGGAGAGGUGAAUACUUUACGACCAGGCCAUGGAGUGAUUGUAGCUCAACAUAAGGAUGACAGAAAUAAUAUUUACAGAGAGAAAGCCAUUCACGUGGAGGUGUCGGUACCGCACUAUUGCACAGCAGAGCCGUCUGGUGACCAGGACGACGAUUCGUUACGAGUUGUAUUAAGAAAUUCUAUUGGCAGAGAGCUGCUGGCUCCUGGGGCCAAUGUAUCUGUCAACUCGCCUGUGCCAGCACAUAUAAGGCGAGCCGCUAACAGUGCUUUAGGCAAUGAAAUUAUAUUUACUGGCUUAGAGCCUUCAGGCGCGUUUAUGAGUUUCCAAGCGACAGCCAGUGGAGUCACAGUUACUGAUGAAGUUCUAGUGGUUGGAGCUGAUUCGCAAGGAAAUCGAAUUGUUGCGACGGGCGGCUGGGCAGUGUGCGUGGAGGGCGUAGGGUGGCGCGCGGGCGGUGCGGUGUCGCUCCAUGAGGGCGCCGGCGUCACGCUGUGCGUGCUGGCGCGCGCGCACGCCGCUCGGCACGCGCUGCGCCGCGACCGGCCGCCCGCCGCGCUCGCGCUGCACCAGGCGCCGCUGCACAAGAUGGAGUUCCUUCCCGGAGAAUGGCCACCAACAAUGGUACCGCUGGCCUUUGAAGCAAUCGGUCUCACUUCAGGCCCGGUUCUAUGUACUGAAGAGCAGAAAUACGCGUUGGAGGGAGUGCAAGUGGAACUUCCAUACACGUGUCGAACAGAAGCUCCGUAUACUGCUCAGCCUGUCCUUGAUCUACCCAAUGGUCAAAUGGGCUGCUCAAUAAUCCCGGCAAAACCGGUCGUGGAACCAACGGAAGUCGAGAUUUGCGCAGAGUGGGGAGUGAUGAGAACAUGUACAAAAGUGUUACUGCUGCCUCCCAUACAAGUUUCCAAUAACAAAGUUUCUGUGGCCGAUCCACCGGCAACAUUCACGGUCAGUGGCCACAAUCACGCGCUCAAGCUGGUCAAAAUGACCACAUCACCGGGCCUGAAACUUGAAAUGACCUCCAAGGAUGGUGAGAUCACGGUCACGGUCACCGUCAAGAGUGAAACGGUGGCGUGUGGUGUUGGACACGUGCAUGUGUCAUCAAGACUAACCGCACAAGAUAUAACAGUUGAAGUUGAAAGGGAAUGUGAUGUUGCGUGCGGGACUUUGUUGGGUGCGAUAUUCUCACUUCUGAAACCGUAUCUCUCUACGUUGAUAACCGUUAUUGCUAUCGCCGCCGCAUAUUUGUAUGUUCAACAACGUCUCCAAAGUAAAGGCCAGAUCCGUAUGCCUAUAGACCCGGCAAUGCAGACUGUACUACCGCAGGAGUCACCGAGCCGAGUGCAGCGGUCGCGUACUUGGUCGCGGAGUCCUUAUGCAUCGGGUGGGCCAAAUGUAACCCACGUGCCUGAUGUUCCUGUAUACGGAGAUGCCAGUGUGUUGCCAGACAACAGUUUCUCGCCAAAUUCCACAAGGACACACUCUAGGUUCCUAUAG
This is a messenger RNA of Parnassius mnemosyne (clouded apollo), 5172 nucleotides long. The record is from the annotation of a GenBank genome assembly. Lineage: Eukaryota; Metazoa; Arthropoda; Insecta; Lepidoptera; Papilionidae.